CUUCUUUGGCACACGCUUCGCGGCUCACUCACCGGUGUCUUUGCUCCGUCAGCGCUUCACUUCAGCGGUUUUGUCUCAACUUGUCAGCAGGUCCUGCAACAUGUCCAUUGUUAAGAUCCACGCCCGAGAGAUCUUCGACUCCCGUGGAAACCCCACUGUGGAGGUCGACCUCUACACUGACAAAGGCUUGUUCAGGGCAGCUGUACCAAGCGGUGCUUCUACUGGCAUCUAUGAAGCUUUGGAGCUCAGGGAUAAUGACAAGUCUCACUACCUUGGGAAAGGAGUCUCACAGGCUGUAAACCACAUAAAUUCAACUAUUGGACCUGCACUUGUUGGCCAAGAUGUGUCUGUGGUUGAGCAAGAAAAAAUUGACCAGAUGAUGAUUGACAUGGAUGGUACAGAGAACAAAUCCCAAUUUGGAGCAAACGCUAUUCUGGGUGUGUCCCUGGCUGUUUGCAAGGCUGGUGCAGCAGAGAAAGGAGUCCCCCUGUAUCGUCAUAUUGCUGACCUGGCAGGAAACCCAAAGGUCAUCUUGCCUGUGCCGGCCUUCAAUGUGAUCAAUGGCGGCUCCCAUGCAGGCAACAAGCUUGCCAUGCAGGAGUUCAUGAUCCUGCCCAUCGGUGCCAGCACCUUUAAAGAAGCCAUGCGCAUCGGAGCUGAGGUCUACCACAAUCUCAAGAACGUCAUCAAGAAGAAGUACGGCCAGGAUGCCACCAAUGUGGGCGAUGAAGGCGGCUUUGCCCCAAACAUCCUUGAGAACAAGGAAGCUCUGGAGUUAAUCAAGGAGGCCAUUUCCAAAGCAGGAUACACAAAUGAGGUUGUGAUUGGCAUGGAUGUGGCAGCAUCUGAAUUCUACAGGGACGGAAAAUACGACCUGGACUUCAAGUCUCCUGACGAUCCCAGUCGUUACAUCACUCCUGACGAGCUGGCUGAUCUCUACAAGAGCUUUGUUAAGGAUUAUCCAGUGGUGUCCAUCGAGGAUCCUUUCGACCAGGACGACUGGGCGGCCUGGAGCAGCUUCACUGGAAGCACAGAAAUCCAGGUGGUAGGAGACGAUCUCACAGUGACCAACCCUAACCGCAUCACCAAAGCGGUUGAUGAGUCUGCCUGCAACUGUCUGCUGCUUAAAGUCAACCAGAUUGGCACGGUUACUGAGUCUAUGAGAGCGUGUAAGAUGGCCCAGGAGAGCGGCUGGGGAGUGAUGGUCAGUCAUCGCUCUGGUGAAACUGAGGACACCUUCAUUGCAGAUCUGGUGGUUGGCCUGUGCACUGGACAGAUUAAGACCGGGGCCCCCUGUCGCUCUGAGCGUUUGGCCAAAUACAACCAGAUUCUGAGAAUUGAAGAGGAGCUGGGAGACGAGGCUUGUUUCGCUGGGAAAAACUUCAGAAAGCCGUUAGAGUAAAGCAUUUACCUCACAUACGGAUGAAAUGCGUAACAACACAUCAAGUAAUAAUGAUAAACACUUUAGAGCAAAAACGGUUAAUGUAGAACUACUCACAUACUGAUGGUGUUAAUGAAUUUAUAGAAAUAAAGUCACUGGAUUUGUGUUUUCAAUCAAGUCUUCUAGCGUUUUCUGUUUUUAAUGUGAAGUAAAUUAUAGACCUGAUUAUAACUUGAGUAAUAUUUAUUUAAAACACAAACAAAUUAUCAUAAAUGCUGCACUUGGUGACACGGCUUAUAAUAAAAAGUUUCUUUUUGA
This is a messenger RNA of Scomber scombrus (Atlantic mackerel), 1699 nucleotides long. RefSeq names its product enolase 1b, (alpha) (gene eno1b). The transcript has 12 exons. Gene Ontology annotation, biological process: glycolytic process. The coding region runs from base 101 to 1402 and encodes 433 amino acids. Gene Ontology annotation, cellular component: phosphopyruvate hydratase complex. NCBI's taxonomy places the organism in Eukaryota, Metazoa, Chordata, Actinopteri, Scombriformes, Scombridae. The record is from RefSeq and is a predicted model, not a curated record. Gene Ontology annotation, molecular function: phosphopyruvate hydratase activity; magnesium ion binding.